Racocetra persica is the source of this 178-nucleotide messenger RNA. The record is from the annotation of a GenBank genome assembly. NCBI's taxonomy places the organism in Eukaryota, Fungi, Glomeromycota, Glomeromycetes, Diversisporales, Gigasporaceae.
UUGAAUCCAAAUGAACUCAAGUUGGGUCAAAGUGAUCCUAAAUUGAAUCUAAUUAAUCCUAGAUUCGAUCCAAUUAAUUCCAAAUUGAAUUCAAAUUAUUCUGGGUUGGAUCCAAGUGAUCUUAGAUUGGAUCUAAGUAAAUAUGAGUUUGAUCUAAGUGAUUUUAAAUUGGUUUUAA